Messenger RNA from Brienomyrus brachyistius, 5361 nucleotides. RefSeq names its product centrosomal protein 89 (gene cep89). The transcript is spliced from 21 exons. Lineage: Eukaryota; Metazoa; Chordata; Actinopteri; Osteoglossiformes; Mormyridae. The record is from RefSeq and is a predicted model, not a curated record. Gene Ontology annotation, biological process: chemical synaptic transmission; mitochondrion organization; cilium assembly. Bases 212 to 2791 code for a protein of 859 amino acids. Gene Ontology annotation, cellular component: centriole; ciliary transition fiber.
CACUGUGAUUUUUUAGCGUCUGGAUACAAGAAUGAGGAAAAUAACAUUUGGAAACUGAGAAGCAGGGUGGUCUCUGUUUCAUUGAGAUAUUUACGUUUUCAUUGAAAUCCAGUCUAUUCUUUGCAUUUUAUUGACCAUAAACGUUGUAGCUGAAAUAGCAGUCGUUAAGUUUGCGUUUAUUUUAGAGUCACAGAGCUGGAACUUUCUGAAGAUGUCUAAAUUCAGCUUCAGGAGAAAGGACAAAAUGGCAUUUAAGCACAUAGCUCAUGGCUUGAUCCCUGCCGCCACCAUUGCUCCCAGACCCGCUGUUCCCCGCACCCCUCCCCCUCGCAGCCCAUACCCCUCUCCAGAGAGACCCAGGUCUGCCUUGGCAGCAGCCAUCCUGUCCUCUUCCCUAACUGGCCGCACGGUGGCUAUUCCUCCAGCACGACAGCGCUCUCUGUCAGCGAGUGACUGCUCUCACUCAGCCAGCCGGCUGGAGAUGGAGCCCUACACCAGCACCGCUGAGUACACCAGGGACAGAUGGCAUCGAUCUGUGGCAGGCAGGCCCCGUUUGCCCUCCCCCGAGCAUUCUGACCCAUGUGAUGAGGAUGGUGAUGACAGUGAUGAUGAAGAUGAGGAAGGGGUAAAGGGAGGAUUGCUUUCGGAUCUGGACGAGGACCACAUUUACCAGUCUCUGGAGAGGCAAGGUGCUGCUCUGGUCACAAACGACAUCUAUGCUGUGCCACAUAAACAGGCUGGCUGCCAGUCAGAGACCGGCGGUGUGACAGACAGCUCUGUGGCUGAAGAAGUGUCUGCUGUACACACAAGGGGCAAAACUGCAGCGCAGGAACAGACAUUUAAAAAGGCUUCAUCUCCAGUGGAGCCUGUGACUGAGAAGACAAUGCAGUCUCCAGACCUGAGUGAUGACAUGAGCUCAGACUCUCCCAGAGGGAACGCAGGAUCCUCCCUGAGGAAAGGACCUUCACAGAGGAUGGUUGCAAGAGCCAGCCACUCGGAGGCUGAUGAGGCCCACAAGGAGUUGCUGGAGGCGCAGAUGCAGCUGGUCAGGGCCCUGAAGGAGCAGAAUCAGGUGCUGGCACAGAGGUGCGAGGAGCAGGGCCAGCUGCUGCAGCAAGCUCACGAGCACCAGCGGCACCUGGAAAAACGGCUAGAGCAGAACCAAGCCUGGCUGCUGGCCAUAAGAGACAAAGGUUCCACUGCAGGUGAACAGGUGCAACUGUGCACCCUCAGACAGCAGAACCAGCAGCUGGUGGAUGAAAACGAUGGUCUGAAAAUGACUGUCCACCGCCUCAACGCUGAACUCAGCAGGUACCAGGCCAAGUUCCGGCCACUGUCCAAGGAAGAGAGCUCAAGUAUCAGUGCCAUGCCAAAGAAAGGACCAGCCCCUCCUUGGCUGGGCACUUCAGAGAGGAAAAAGCUGGACAUGAAAUGCUUAUCGCCGCUGUUGCUGGCAUACGAAGACCAGCUGAAUGAAAAGGAUUCACUUCUGCAGAGCUAUGUGGAGGAGACGCGCAGGUUUAGGGAGCGGGUGGAGGAGGUGGUGCAGGAGAACGACAGCCUUCACCAGCAGCUGAGCAAAGCUGGCGGCGCCUGCCAGAAAAACUGGCGCCAACUGCAGGAUCAGGCCAAGCUGGUUCUGAAGGAGAACCAACUGCUGAUGCAGCAGCUGGAGGUGCAGCAGACCAAAGCCAAGGAGAGCCACAAUCGGCACCAGCAGGAAGUAUCCAAAGUGACCAAGGAGGUGAUGCUGCUGGAGGCAGAGAAACAGAGCUUGCAGGAGGAGCUGGAGAAGGCAUGUUCAGAGCUGCAGCUUCUUCAGACACAGCACCGGAAAAACUUGUCCGCACUGGAGUGUGCAGUGAGUCGGGAGGAACACGCUGCCCUGGUCAGCAAGCUCCAUCGACAGCUGGAACAAGAGGAAGAGAAGAGGAGUAGCAAACUGGAGGAGCUCACAAGCAGAGUGGCUUCCCUCCAGGAAGAGAAGAGGACACUGCUGCUUGAGAAGAGCAGCCUGUCAGCUGAGAUGAAGAACAUGGAAACGGAACUGGAAGCACUGCGCCAAGCUAACAGGAAAUCUCAGAAGAAGAUCUGUUUGCUGAAGGUGCAGGUGGAGGACUCCAUGGAUCGGGAGAUGACGGCCCACCAGUACCUCACCAGCAUCGUGGCCGCAGCUGAGAAGACCAAGCACGAGAGAGACCAGCUUGUGCACAUGGCCUCCAUAUUGGAGCAAGACAAGCAGGGAGUGCUGACCAGGGUCAUCGAGGGCACCAUGCGUCUGGGAAAACUCCAGGAAAAGGUCAAGGUGUACAAACGGCAGGCGGCCGCCAGCCUGGGCGUCAUGGGCCACCGGCUGCAGGAGCAGGAGGACGACUUUGCAGGGAGGGCCGCCUCCUACCGGGGAGAGAUCCGACACCUCCAGCAGCUACUGCGAGACAAGCAGGAAGCUCUGGACGAAGUGCUGCAACAAAAAAGGGAAAUGGAAGGUGAGCUGGAGACUGUUUGGGAAGCCACAUCCAAGGAGAACCAACGCAUCAAAGAGGCUCUGUUCCGGUCACUGUCCUGGGCCGAGCGGUUGCCCACCCCUGCUGAAGCUACGGUGCUGGACUUCACGGAGGGGCUGAUCCCAGGCCGGCCUUCCCAGAGUACGGUCCUACCUCUCGCUGUUUCAGGUCAAGGCAGGGCCAAAACCCUGCUUCAACGCAGCCCUAUGUUUGAGUCUGACUCAGACCAUCCACACAACCAUUCGUCUGAUGAAGGAGAGAAGAACUGCCUGGAUUUCUACUCAUAAACUUUCUUUUGCACUAGAUUCCAGUUCCUUUUGCAGAGCACAACUCCAGACUUUUCAGGGGAGUGGCAAGACAGCAGCUACAGCAACAUCAUACUUUAUAUGGCAUGCCUUAAGUGCAUUAUUACCUGCAGUACCAUCACAAAUGCUAAGCUUUCCUUUUAUUCUAGUUGAAGACUAUUUUCCAAAUUGGAGUUUCAAGUGAGGUGAUUAAAAAGGAUUAUGACAGAGGGGUAGCUGUCCCUCACUGGUCACUCGGUAGACAGACGAAGUGAAGACAAGCUUGUCCCUAUAAAUAUCAAAGUGUCUGAGAAAACCAAGGACAUUUCACACCUCCAUUCAUUCCUCAGGUGCAUGAUUUUAUCCAAAAAGACUCAGGCAGAGAACAGCCAAAGUUUUCUGCCUCAGAAAACAAGAAUGAUUGUUUUGUGCAGGACUGGAUCAAAACGCACAAUGAUGCAAGAAGCACAAUGACAGAAAGCACGUGAAGUAAUAAGUGCCACAAACAUAUUUACAAAAGCCAUGACUAAGCAAGGGAGGAGAACCCGAAGACAUUGCAAUGGAGAACCAGUUUAUCAUUUUAUAUUUCACUGCAAAUGAACAGUAUCGGGCUUUUAAUUACUCACUGCUACAUUUCAAGUUUAUUGGUUAUCUUUUGAGUACACACAGAUUACCUCACUCUCAUUGGUCCACCCCACCCAGUUUUUGAGGAAUUUUGAAUUAGUAAUUAAUCCUCAUUGUGUUUCCCCCGUCAACACUCAUCACAGCUCAGCAGAGGUGAAGAGAAGCACACACCUUUUACACUGUGGGCGCUGGCAGUCAUCCUGCAGGCUUCAUCAAACGGAAUAAAGUGCCGCGAGAGGAAUGCUUAGGUGUUGCUGUAGAGUUUGGUCACUGGUUCUGUCAGAUUAGCACGGAAGCAGAGAUCCUACCAUCCAACCCCUCUUCUGACCACUUAUUCUGCUCAGCUGCUGCUGUUUCAGGUUGUUGAGUUCCAAUCCCCUCUCUGUGUUCCCAUCCCAUGAGGCACAAGGAGUUGUUCGUGGUCAAAAUGCGAAGAUGCAAUCCAUUGGCCUGGAGCAGAGCCCAGGAGCUGUCAAGAGUCAGCCUUGGAGCACUGCUGCCUCACCAUUCCCUGAGGCCUGGAGAAAUUCGGGAGGAACGGCUUGACGACAGGCCAGGAGUUUCAGAUCAUCGUUUCCUUGAUCUAAGGCAGCGAUUUAUCCUCCAAUCGGCUGCUUCUUAGUGAACGUAAAUAGAUUGGAUGAGAGCAUUUACUUCAGGUUGGUGCCUAAAGAUAAUCCUAGGUCUGAGCCAGCAGCUUCCCCAGUACUGGGAAAGUUGAUGCUUCACAGACAGGCAUAUGUUAUGUUUUCAGCAGAGAUCUCUCCCUCUGGAGAGAUGCAUGCUUCAAAGUGCACACACAUCUAGGUAGUCUUACACAAAGUACCUGGCUCCUCACCUUCCCCCCUGCCUCAUGUUACCUGUGGAUUCUGCGCGAAGCAUUCUGGGAGAAAAACAGACUGCAUAUGCAUGUGUGCAUAUUCACAUGAAACAGCCAAGCUGCAGGCUGCUGUGUGAGAUUUCAGUGCUACAGCCCCAGCUCGUCCUAUCAUUCUAAAUAAAUAUUCACCCCCGGCAAGGUUAAUGUUACGCUCAUUUACGUUACUCUAUCUCUUUGUCCUGUUUGAGGAUCUGAUUCCUGCUAUCUUCCAUUUCCUCUACCCUCCUAGAAACCCAAACGGGAUCCUUACUGCAGAUUUAGGGUAGCGCACUUGGGGUUACUGUUCUCUGAUGUUCAGGUCGGAUCCUGCCGUCCUGGAUCAGAGUGUGCCGUUUGACACGGCCCGCUGCUGGGGGGUACCCAGUGUGGCAUUCAGCAAAGUGCAGUGCCACGUGAGGUGAGAGGCUCACUGCGACAAGCUCUAUCUCCUGCACAGAACAUACCACACAGAGGGUAUUGCCACCAAAAUCUCUGUUAAGAGCACUGAUCUCGUCCUUGCAAGCAGCUUUCUCUCUGCUAAAGAUCUGCCAUCUUUCCUGCAUUAUACAGCUACUGAUAACAAAAUGUGCAUUGGCAAGUAGGACUGAUUAUGAAACCCGCAGGGGUUAAAUACAGAUAGCAGAGCCCCCUGUGGUGACAUAAUGACUGAGAAAAGGGUAAAGCGGAAAUAUCUAAAAUAACAGAGGCGGCCCUCAACAGCCCCCUGCCGCUCUGCCACCUCACCCGCUCAUGGGCACCCAUACUUACAGAUGCCCGAGGUCCUAUUUUAAAGAGUAGAGAUUCUUCAUUGGCCGCCGAGCUUUGAUACGGCGUGGGGGGGUUCGCUGAAGUAGUACCUUUGUAUUGAUUCAGGGUAUUGCUUUCAUGGAUAGUAUUCCCUGUGGAUCCUCAAUAUUAUAUAAUUAUAAAUAUAGUUUGUCUCCGAGUUCCACCACUGCAAGUUGAUGUCGCCCAGUCCGCCAUCUCUAAGCUCCUAAGUAGUAGUUUUCAUGUUUUGCUUUCUUACACAUUUUGUUUUUUAACAUUUAAAAAUGGAUAUACAGUAAGACAUACAGUACAGAAAACAUUU